AUGCCCAUCCUCCGUUUGAAUGCGGCAUCCGGCGCGAGACUGCGUCUGGCCACAGCCAGACUCAGCACUCGUCGUCCUGCUAUCCGAGCCACCGUUGUUGCCUCUCGACACAUCCUUCGUCCUCGCCUAUACACAACAUCAACACCGCUACGAAAUGCCUCGUCUCCCGAUGUCUUUCCUUCGCUGCUCGACCAGCCUGGUAUCUCCGACUACCUGAAUGCUGAGCAACCCGUCGCUGCCCCCCAAACCUUGACAGAGAAGAUUGUCCAGCGUCACAGUCUCGGUCUCGCCCAAGACAAGUUCGUCCAGUCUGGCGACUAUGUCACCCUCUCCCCCCAGCAAUGCAUGACCCACGACAACUCAUGGCCUGUCGCAACAAAAUUCAUGUCAAUUGGUGCCACAAAGAUCCACGAUCCCAAGCAGAUCGUCAUGACCCUUGAUCACGAUGUUCAGAACAAGACGGAAAAGAACCUACAAAAGUACCGCCAGAUUGAGAACUUUGCAAAAGAGCAGGGCGUCGACUUCUACCCUGCUGGUCGUGGUAUUGGUCAUCAGAUCAUGGUUGAAGAGGGAUACGCCUGGCCUGGCACCCUCUGCGUCGCUUCAGACUCUCACACAAACAUGUACGGUGGCAUUGGCUGUCUCGGAACGCCCGUUGUCCGUACCGAUGCUGCUUCCAUCUGGGCUACUGGUCGUACCUGGUGGCAGAUUCCCCCUGUCGCAAAGGUCACUCUCAAGGGUGUCCUUCCUGCCGGUGUCACUGGAAAGGAUGUCAUCGUUGCUCUGGCUGGCCUCUUCAACAACGACGAAGUCCUCAACCAUGCUAUCGAAUUCACUGGCUCUCCUGAAACCAUGCACUCUCUCCCUAUCGACGACCGUCUUGCCAUUGCAAACAUGACCACCGAGUGGGGUGCUCUUUCUGGUCUCUUCCCCAUCGACGGUGUUCUCCAAGGCUGGCUGCGCGCAAAAGCCACCGAGGCUGCUCUCUACGAGGACGCCGCCCUGACUUCAUCCCAGACUGCCACUCGCUUCAACCACCAGAGGCUUGACACUCUGUUCGAGAAGCCUCUGACUGCUGACAAGAACGCCAAGUACGCAAAGGAACUCUUCCUCGAUCUCGAGUCUCUCUGCCCUUACGUCUCAGGCCCCAACAGUGUCAAGGUUGCCACUCCUUUGAACGAGCUCAACGCACAAGACAUCAAGGUCAACAAGGCAUAUCUCGUUUCCUGCACCAACAGUCGUCGUUCUGAUAUCGCCGCUGCCGCAAAGGUUUUCAAGGAUGCAGCAGAGAAGGCUGACGGUGUCAUCCCUAAGAUCCCUUCUCACGUAAACUUCUACAUUGCCGCUGCUUCUCUUCCUGAGCAACGCGCUGCUGAGGAACAGGGCGAUUGGCAAGUUCUGCUCGAUGCUGGUGCCCAGGCUCUCCCCUCUGGUUGCGGUCCCUGCAUCGGUCUCGGAACGGGUCUUCUCGAACCCGGCGAAGUCGGCAUUAGUGCCUCCAACCGUAACUUCAAAGGUCGAAUGGGCAGUACAGAUGCAAAAGCCUACCUCGCCAGUCCUGAAGUCGUAGCUGCCUCGGCUCUCCAAGGCAAGAUCGCUGGCCCAGGGACCUACCAGAAGCCCGAAGGCUGGAACGGCGUCAUUCGUGGUGAAGGCGAUGGCGUACCCGAAGAUCAACGCAUGAUCAGCAUCGAAGAUGCCCUGGACAUGCUCGUCCGUCAAGCCGAAGAAGCCGUCGCCUCAGGCGAGAAGGAAGUAUUGGGCGCCAGCGCAGAGACCUCUUCCUCCGACGAAGGCAAACUCACCGACAUCCUCCCCGGCUUUCCCGAAAAGGUUACUGGAGAAAUCGUAUGGUGCAACGGUGACAACAUCAACACCGACGGCAUCUACCCCGGCAAAUACACCUACGACGAUGCCUUUUCCUCCUCUCCCGACCGCAUGGCCACCGUCGUCAUGGAAAACUACGACACUGAAUUCGCCUCCAUCGCAAAGGAAGGCGAUAUCCUCGUCGCAGGAUUCAACUUCGGCUGCGGUAGUUCUCGCGAACAGGCCGCUACCGCCAUUCUCGCAAAGAAGAUCCCCAUGGUGGUGGCAGGAAGCUUUGGCAACAUUUUCAGCAGAAACUCAAUCAACAACGCGUUGAUGGGUGUCGAAGUACCCAGAUUGAUCCAACGCCUGAGGGAAACUUUUGACACGCCCACUGCUUCUGCUCAAGGCACAGAAGCCAUCACCGAGCCCGCACAGAACAAGCAAUCGCUGGACACACCGCCACCGGCACCUACCUCCACUCCCAGUCAAGAAAAGAAGUUGACAAGGAGGACAGGCUGGACGUUUACGUGGGACGUCAGACGCAGUCAAGUUGUUGUGCAAGAGGGACCUAAGGGCAAGACUUGGAGCCAGAAGGUUGGAGAACUGCCGCCGAAUGUACAGGAUAUCAUUGCUAGAGGAGGAUUGGAGAAGUGGGUUGGUAAGGAGUUGGCUGCUGCCAGCAAGAUCUAG
Molecule: messenger RNA, 2499 nt
Organism: Aureobasidium namibiae CBS 147.97
Lineage: Eukaryota; Fungi; Ascomycota; Dothideomycetes; Dothideales; Saccotheciaceae
Product: homoaconitase mitochondrial precursor
Exons: 2
Coding region: 1-2499 (832 amino acids)
Biological process (GO): L-lysine biosynthetic process
Molecular function (GO): 4 iron, 4 sulfur cluster binding; homoaconitate hydratase activity
Source: RefSeq, a predicted model, not a curated record